Verruconis gallopava is the source of this 934-nucleotide messenger RNA. RefSeq lists its product as uncharacterized. NCBI's taxonomy places the organism in Eukaryota, Fungi, Ascomycota, Dothideomycetes, Venturiales, Sympoventuriaceae. The transcript has a single exon. The record is from RefSeq and is a predicted model, not a curated record. Bases 531 to 848 code for a protein of 105 amino acids.
CCACUGCCGGCGGCUUGUUUUGGCUGUGCCAAUCGUGACGAUCCCAUCUGGCAUCGCAGACGCGCCCGCACGCGCUGAGGACCUUGAUUGCCGCCCACCCCGCGCAUGUGCAGGAAACAAACAGCCUCUGCAAACGCAAGGCGCGAUGAGUUGAGCGUCGCCUGAGAUGAGGAGAAUGGUGGGAGGAACAAGACUCACGUCCCAGGCACUGCCCGCUUUGCACGGACGGAUUCUCGUCCUGCCUGCUCGGUGGUGCCGUGCUCCCAACUCCUCUGCAAAUCCGAUUUCUGAUCCUUGCAGUUCCAGGUAUGCAGUCCGAGCACAAGGCGCACACUGACAGGACACGGCACCGUGUUCACGCUCAAAUGGUUGCGUGGCGACGCUGCUAUUGGACUGGCAACGUCUCCGCCUCCCUUGUUCACAAUGCGCACAGCAACCGAGACCCAACUUAGCCCGAAGGAUCCAAAACGAAAGGAUCUAAAUGCUCAUCGAUUAUUAGAUGGAGAGGAGCAUGGGGUGGCGAUGGUGGCAUGAAUUUCUUUGGGUCCACGGCUUCCGAAGGAUCGCCCGUUGGUCUGGGGCGGCAACUCCACCAGAAGCGAGUUGUCUUGAAUCCUUCAGCCUUAACGGAGCUGUCAAAUGAAUUCGCUGGGCUCGAUAUCCCGAGACCACUAGCGCCCAGAAACUGCACAUUGCGAAGCGCUUUCAAACUAGCCGUGCAUGACCUUGCAGGACAAGCUGUAGUCAGCCAGUGUGCGAUCGGCUGCGUUUACCGCACACCUCCACGCUUGUGUUUCGACGGCACUUUGCAGAAACAGAACAAGACUAACAAGUUCACCGCGGGUUGAGCCAGUUAUCUGAGGCGCUCAUAUCGACAGGCGUCGAAGGCGGGAGUCAGCUAACCUCUGGUUUUUUUUUUCCUUUUUUAUGGCUC